GCAAAGCGCAUGUGUCAAUUAAAUAAUAAGUACGCAUGCGUCAAAAAUGAAAGAUGGCGGAAAACACGACUAGUGUGUGGCGAUUUAUUUGAACUAAAAUUCGUAAUUAUAAAGAACUGGAGACUAGACAACAGUUAUAUUUAAAUACUAAAACGCGUUUGUGAAGACUAUGUUAACGUUGUGAAUUAUAAUUGUGAUGACAGAUGAGAGUGACAAUUUGAAGAUGUUACAGUUUCUUACAUGAUUGAUAUGAAAUAUAAAUGGAACAAGGGAGAUACAUUUAAAUAUGGAAUGAGAAAUUAUAAUUAUGAUUAAAAAACUAUGCAUUUGUCAGAGGCCAGAAUUCGCAUGUAAAACACACCGUAAACAAUGAUCUCAGAAUAAAUUAAAGACAUGGACAAGACCAAGAAAAAGAGUCAGGUCAAUGGAAAAUACAAGAAAACUAAACCAGAUAAUUGUGACGAUACUGUAACAACGUGCUGUUUUUGUAUAAAAACUAAAAAAAGUAAAAAGAAAAGCCUUAUAGCUGGAUGUAUUACAAAUCUCGGAAUAUUCAUAGUUCUUCUCAUUUAUACAUUAUUGGGGGCAUUUAUUUUCUUAGCUAUCGAAGGAGAGGCUGCUAAAAUACACCAGAAAACGUUAGCAACUACAUCUUACCAAGCUACUGAAAGUAAGAAACCUAUUACCCUGUCUAAAGUAAAUAAUAGCAUCGCACAAGCAUCAGCUGAAUUAAGAUCACAAACUGUAGAGAGUAUAUGGGAGAUAACGGUUUCACUAAACAUAUUAUACAAAGAAAAUUGGACAAGACUGGCAGCUCAAGAAAUUGCAAGAUUCCAAGAUAAAUUGGUCGCCAGAGUAACUGCAGAUGUAACUGAACAAUAUGGAGGUGCAAGAGCUUUGGAGUCAGCCCCGGCUCUUGUUUCAGAUGACUACGAAUGGAACUUUUCUAAAGCAUUUUUAUAUUCACUAACUGUUCUUACUACUAUCGGCUAUGGUAGUGUGGCUCCUAAAACUGCAUUAGGCAAAAUAGUCACUAUAGGAUAUGCCGUUGUAGGUAUACCUUUAACACUUCUAUAUUUAUCCGUGGUUGGAGCUCUCCUAUCUAGAUUAGCCAGAAGCAUAUUCAGUAGAACUCUGUGUUGCUGUCUUUGUGUCAAGUGUGGGUACUGCUGUCUCGACGAAAAUACAAUCACAUCAAAAGAAAGGAAGGAAAAAGUAAGACGAGCAGAAGAUUAUAGAACUCAAACCUUGCACCUACAAGAACCUUAUUACGUUCGAUCACCAUCAGGUACAAUUAUAUCAGCAUCCCAAGCUAAUAGCACAAGUUCUAUAAAAGAUAAAAAUGUGGGAUUAAACUUUCUCAGAGAUUGUGAUUCUAUGAGUUGUACAGAUACUGAUUCAAAGGUUUCUCUAAGUGGUUUUUCAAUUCUUGCUCCAAUUUCUUUAUGCCUAGCUGCUAUUUUCACUUAUAUUUCUUUCGGUGCCCUCAUUCUUUACCAGCUGGAGGGUUGGAGCCCAGUAGAUGGAAUCUACUUUUGUUUUAUGAGCUUGAGUACAAUCGGUUUCGGUCACUUAGCUCCUGGUAUGACUCAAAGAAACGGUGCAUCAUCAGGAACAGUUUGGUUCUGUUCCAUUUACAUUAUAACUGGUCUCGCUCUGACUGCUAUGUGUUUUAAUAUACUUCACGAUGAAAUAGUUCAUCGACUGAGACAUCAUGAAAAAAUUAUGAAGAGUGCUACUCAAAAAGUUUUGACACCGGAAUUCCUGCAAAGAUCCUGACGGGAUGAGAGUGGGAACUUAACUGAUGACUCAAUGCUUUCUUCAGACGGAGAGGUAUUACCAGAAGUUUUGCACCACGUUUCUAGGUCUAAAUUUAAUGGCGGUGCGUUCCGUCGAUCUGUAUACACAUUGAAAGAGGAGCAGGAAUCCGAUAGAACAAGUUCUAUGUAGGCAGUAUUCAUUGAUACCAAAAACAACAUCAUAGAUAACAAUAUUGUUUUUUAAGCAUAGGUUUUAACAAUUAAUGGAAUUCAGAGGACUGAAGUGUUAAUGACUAUUAUUGUAUAAGCAAUUAGUGCCAAAAUAAGUAUGUAUGUAAAACGGAUGUUACUUACAGAGAGAAGUUUUAAACAAGAACUUAACAUUAAUGUGUUGUCUUUUAGGGAAUUGAUUUUAAUACACUCUACUGAACAUUUAUGUAAAAAUAGGAAAUAAAUCCUUGAACUAUUUAAAUAUUUUGCAAUAUGUUAGGCUAAAAUCACUUCACAUUUUUUAAUCUGUUACGGAAUUGAUUUUCAUGUGUUUUGAUAGUUUAGGAGUUUAGUUGAGAGCGCGUGCGGUUUUUAUUACAUGACUAAAGUCAUUUUUGUGCA
Pieris brassicae (large cabbage white) is the source of this 2372-nucleotide messenger RNA. RefSeq names its product potassium channel subfamily K member 18-like. Gene Ontology annotation, cellular component: membrane. Gene Ontology annotation, molecular function: potassium ion leak channel activity. The coding region runs from base 394 to 1779 and encodes 461 amino acids. NCBI's taxonomy places the organism in Eukaryota, Metazoa, Arthropoda, Insecta, Lepidoptera, Pieridae. Gene Ontology annotation, biological process: stabilization of membrane potential; potassium ion transmembrane transport. The record is from RefSeq and is a predicted model, not a curated record. The transcript is spliced from 3 exons.